Myiozetetes cayanensis is the source of this 1802-nucleotide messenger RNA. RefSeq names its product molybdenum cofactor synthesis 3 (gene MOCS3). Gene Ontology annotation, biological process: protein urmylation; tRNA wobble position uridine thiolation. Gene Ontology annotation, molecular function: URM1 activating enzyme activity; thiosulfate-cyanide sulfurtransferase activity; adenylyltransferase activity. Gene Ontology annotation, cellular component: cytoplasm; cytosol. The transcript has a single exon. Lineage: Eukaryota; Metazoa; Chordata; Aves; Passeriformes; Tyrannidae. The coding region runs from base 1 to 1545 and encodes 514 amino acids. The record is from RefSeq and is a predicted model, not a curated record.
AUGGCGGGCGCGGGGGCGGCGCGGCUGCGGGCCGAGAUCCGCCGGAGGGAGCGGGAGCUGCGCGGGCUGCGGGAGCGCCUGCAGGCUGAGCUGGCGCGGGGGGACAGCGCCGAGCAGCAGCAGGACCAGGACGAGGAGGGGGAUGGAGCGGCCGAGGAGGCGCUGGGGGAUGCCGAGGAGGAGCAUGGAGACCGCGGGCUGCGGGACCUGCUGGCGCGGGGGGACGCGGGCAGCGCCGAUGGUGAUGGUGAUGGUGAUGAUGGUGAUGAUGCGGAGGGGGCCGGCGCCUUCCCUGCUGAGCUGCCGCCGCUGCCGCCCCGCGCGGCGCUGAGCGCGGCCGAGAUCGCGCGGUACAGCCGGCAGCUGGUGCUGCCCGAGCUCGGCGUGCGGGGCCAGCUGCGCCUGGCGCGGAGCGCCGUGCUCGUGGUUGGGUGCGGCGGGCUCGGCUGUCCCCUGGCGCAGUACCUGGCGGCGGUGGGCGUGGGCCGCCUGGGGCUGCUGGACCACGACGUGGUGGAGACCAGCAACCUGCAGCGGCAGGUGCUGCACGGCGAGGCGCGGCGGGGCCGGCCCAAGGCGGUCUCGGCGGCCGCGGCGCUGCGGCGGCUGAACUCGGCGGUGCAGUACGUGCCCUACUGCGGGGCGCUGAGCCCGCGCUCCGCGCUGCGCCUCGUGCGACAGUACGACAUUGUCGCCGACUGCUCCGACAACGCGCCCACGCGGUACCUGGUGAACGACGCGUGUGUGCUGGCGGGGAAGCCGCUGGUGUCCGGCAGCGCCCUGCGCCUCGAAGGGCAGCUCGUCGUGUACAACUACGGCGGGGGGCCCUGCUACCGCUGCCUGUUCCCCGAGCCGCCCCCGCCCGACACCGUGACCCGCUGCGCCGACGGGGGCGUGCUGGGGGUCGUGCCCGGCAUCAUCGGCUGCAUCCAGGCCCUGGAAGUGAUCAAGAUCGCCUCGGGAAUGGGCUCCUCCUUCAACCAGUUCAUGCUCAUGUUCGACGCCCUCGAAGGGAGGUUCCGCAACAUCAAGCUGAGACCAAAGAAACCAGACUGUGCCGUGUGCGGGGACAACCCCACCGUCACCUGCCUGCAGGACUACGAGGCGUUCUGUGGUUCUUCUGCCACGGACAAGUGUAGGGCUCUGCAUCUGCUGCCCAGCGAGGACAGGAUCUCGGUAGAGCAGUACAAGAAAGUGCUGGAUGACAGGGUUCCUCACGUGCUGCUGGAUGUCCGCCCGCAGGUGGAGGUGGAUAUCUGCCGCCUGGAACACGCCGUCCACAUCCCGCUGAGCAAACUGGAAGAGAAGGAUGAGGAACAGCUGGAGUAUUUAGAAAAAAGAAUUCGUGAAGAGAAGCAGAGAACUAAUGACCAAGCAUCUCCUCCUGUAUAUGUUGUUUGCAAAUUGGGAAAUGAUUCCCAGAAGGCUGUAAAAAUCCUGCAGGAGCUACCUGCCAAAGAAUCUGGUUCUGUGUUAGCAAAGGAUAUUAAAGGGGGGCUCAUGGCCUGGGCCACUAAAAUUGAUCCAACAUUCCCUCAGUACUAGAAAUUUAUGGUGAAAAAACCACACGUUUUCCUAGUAGGUUGCAUAGGUUUUCAUCUUCUCUGUGUAAUGACUAUAUCACAUGAAAAAACCAGAAAUGCCAUGUUGCUUUUUUAUGUUACUUUUUUUUCCAAAAACGCUAUGUAUUUUUCUAGAUGUUUGAUUUUUUUUUUAUAAAGAUAUGAAUCUGUCCAUGGGAAUGGAGAGAAAUGUGUUUCUUGGUUAUGAUUUAAUAGUAAAAACUUGGUAUAACUACUGAA